AUGGCACUGGUGGGGUCCUCACCCGAGCUGGACUGCCGGGCCAAGCCGCUGUUCUGCCGCAAAGGGGCGCUGCGCCAGAAGGUCGUGCACGAAGUCAAGAGCCACAAGUUCACGGCCCGGUUCUUCAAGCAGCCCACGUUCUGCAGCCACUGCACCGACUUCAUCUGGGGCAUCGGGAAGCAGGGCCUGCAGUGUCUGGUCUGCAGCUUCGUGGUCCACAAACGCUGUCAUGAGUUCGUCACCUUUGAAUGCCCUGGUGCCGGGAAGGGACCCCAGACAGAUGACCCCCGGAACAAGCACAAGUUCAAGAUCCACAGCUACAGCAGCCCGACCUUCUGCGACCACUGUGGGUCGCUGCUCUACGGGCUGGUCCACCAGGGCAUGAAGUGCUCCUGCUGCGAGAUGAAUGUGCACAAGCGCUGUGUGCAAAGCGUGCCCAGCCUGUGCGGUGUGGAUCACACAGAGCGGCGUGGGCGCCUGCAGCUCGACAUCGAGACCCUCAGUGGGGAUGAGAUCCGCGUCACUGUGGGUGAAGCCCGGAACCUGAUCCCCAUGGACCCCAAUGGGCUGUCGGACCCCUAUGUGAAGCUAAAGCUGAUCCCAGACCCCAAGAAUGUGAGCAAGCAGAAAACCCGCACCGUGAAGGCCACGCUUAACCCUGUGUGGAACGAAUCCUUCAUCUUCACCCUGCGGCCAGGUGAUGUGGACCGGCGCCUGUCCAUUGAGGUGUGGGACUGGGACCGGACCUCGCGCAAUGACUUUAUGGGCGCCAUGUCCUUUGGGGUGUCAGAGCUUCUCAAGGGCCAUGUGGAUGGAUGGUACAAGUUACUCAACCAGGAGGAAGGGGAGUAUUACAAUGUCCCCGUGGCAGAUGCUGAAAACUGUGGGCUGCUGCAGAAGUUUGAGGCCUGUAACUAUCCCUUGGAGCUGUACGAGAGGGUGCGUCGUGGCCCCGGUCCCUCGUCCAGUCCGAGCCCCAGCCCCACUGAUUCCAAGCGCGUCACCUUCUUCGGCAGCAGCCGCUUUCACAUCUCCGACUUCAACUUCCUCAUGGUGCUGGGCAAGGGCAGUUUUGGCAAGGUGAUGCUGGCUGAGCGCCGGGGCACGGAGGAGCUCUAUGCCAUCAAGAUCCUGAAGAAGGAUGUGAUCAUCCAGGACGAUGAUGUGGAGUGCACCAUGGUGGAGCGGCGGGUGCUGGCCCUGGGUGAGCGCCCCCACUUCCUCACCCAGCUCCACUCCACAUUCCAGACCACGGACCGUCUCUACUUUGUGAUGGAGUAUGUCAAUGGUGGAGACCUCAUGUACCACAUUCAGCAGGUCGGGAAGUUCAAGGAGCCCCAUGCCAUGUUCUACGCGGCGGAGAUCGCCAUUGGGCUCUUUUUCCUGCACAACAAGGGCAUCAUCUACAGGGACCUGAAGCUGGACAAUGUGAUGCUGGAUGCCGAGGGGCACAUCAAAAUCACAGAUUUUGGGAUGUGCAAAGAGAACAUCUUCCCCGGGGUUACCACCCGAACCUUCUGUGGCACCCCUGACUACAUUGCCCCAGAGAUCAUUGCCUACCAACCCUACGGGAAGUCAGUGGACUGGUGGUCCUUUGGGGUGCUGCUCUACGAGAUGCUGGCUGGGCAGCCGCCGUUUGAUGGUGAAGACGAGGACGAGUUGUUCCAGUCCAUCAUGGAGCACACUGUGUCCUACCCCAAGUCCCUGUCCCGUGAGGCCGUCUCCAUCUGCAAGGGGUUCCUGACGAAGCACCCCCUGAAGCGGCUGGGCGCAGGGCCCUCAGGGGAGCAGGACAUCCGGGAGCAUGGCUUCUUCCGUUGGCUGGACUGGGAGCGCCUGGAGCGGCUUGAGAUCCCACCCCCCUUCACACCCCGCCCUUGUGGGAAGAAUGGAGAGAACUUUGACAAGUUUUUCACACGGGCGGUGCCAGCACUGACGCCCCCUGACCAGCUGGUGCUGGCAGGGCUGGACCAGACCGAGUUUGAGGGCUUCAGCUACAUUAACCCCGACUUCAUGCACCCCUCGCUGCGCCCCCCCAGUUCCCCCAUCUCACCUGUCUCCCUGGUGUGACCCUCCCGGCCCCACCCUG
Molecule: messenger RNA, 2089 nt
Organism: Alligator sinensis (Chinese alligator)
Lineage: Eukaryota; Metazoa; Chordata; Crocodylia; Alligatoridae
Gene: PRKCG
Product: protein kinase C gamma
Exons: 18
Coding region: 1-2070 (689 amino acids)
Biological process (GO): protein phosphorylation
Molecular function (GO): ATP binding; diacylglycerol-dependent serine/threonine kinase activity; zinc ion binding
Source: RefSeq, a predicted model, not a curated record